UGUCCCAAUGCAUCCUUUUUUUUUUCAUCAUGCAUGUGCCCCAUUGGGAAACAAGAUUAAGGAUAUAUGUAUUCAUGAGAUGCAAUACAAGAGCAGUGUCAAAGAAUUCAGCGUUGCUACAAAUAAUGAUUCUUUCAUAAAACUUUAAUCAUGGGGUAUGAGAAAUGCACAUACUGAGAGGAGUCGAGAAUUACAUCAAACUGCAAUCAUAAACAUAUUACUGAAUGUUUCUAUCGUGGUAAAAGAAGCAUUUCUUAUCUUUAAAAAAUAGAUAUUCUGACGUAGCUCCUUGUAUUUGAGCUUCUUUUAUGGCAAAAAUCAUGAAAAAUUGCUGUCUAAAGCUUAUCAAGCACAACUAAGUGCCAAAACAACAACACCAGCAGUCCUGGAAGAUAGCUCGAACUUUUAUGGGUUUCCAAUUGUGCACAAAGAGAAUUGGAAAGUAAUCAUGAAGCUUCCCUUGCAUAAUAAUAAUGACAAGUAGAUAAAAAACAAAAAAAAAACAAAUGCAUAUUGAUUAAGCGUACUAUCCUGUGAAGGUGAUUUGAAGGCGGCGGUAGCCUUUCAGUGCAUACAUCACCACCCUGGCUGACACUAAUGGCUUUGCCACGCUAACCUUUUGGCACACUCCCACUGGCUCCCCUCCCUCCUUCCUUCUCUCCUGCUCCCAUCCCCUCCCAUCCUCCUUUUCCCCACGGCGUCAUCAUCGGGGGUGCUCAUUUAAGGCGGCGGAGAAACAACUUUUUGUUGUCUCUUCCAUGGAGGCGAGUGAGGAGGAGCGGAGCAUGAUGAUGGCUCUCGAGGACUUUAUUUAAGCACUGGCCAAUCUGAGAGGGCUCUUUAAUUGCUCUACUAAUUGAACUGGACAUUGCCUUGACCUUCUACAUUAUUUGCAGGUCGUGGUGACUCUCCAAAUAUGAUUCACCCUCUCCAAGUUCAAGUUGUUCCUGAACUGGUUCCGAACAAAAUGGCAGAGUUAAACAUCAGCCACCUGUUGACGGCUCCUUUUCCUGAUAAAUUGGAUUAUAACAUUGACAACUACGACGUGGACUAUGGCAUUCCGCCCGAUGAGAUCCCUGACACUACACAGGGUCUGGCCUUCUACGUGGCCACCAUCAUCAUCGGCGUUGUCCUCGCUUGCAUCAUGCUGGUAUGCGGCUUGGGGAAUUUCAUUUUCAUCGCUACGUUGACGCGUUACAAGAAGCUGCGCAACCUCACUAACUUGCUCAUCGCCAACUUGGCCAUCUCGGACUUCCUCGUAGCGGUGGUGUGCUGUCCAUUCCUUGUAGACUACUAUGUGGUCAAACAGCUGUCGUGGGAUCAUGGGUUGGUGCUGUGCGCUUCGGUCAACUAUCUACGCACCGUGUCGCUCUACGUGUCCACAAACGCCUUGCUCGCCAUUGCAGUGGACAGGUACAUGGCCAUCGUUCAUCCUCUGAAGCCUCGAAUGAAGUACGAAACCGCCUACUGCCUGAUAACCGGAGUCUGGAUUAUUCCCAUUCUCAUUUCAAUUCCCUCGGCUUACUUUGCCUCGGAAACCAUGUACCCUCACGGACGCAUCACGACGACCGCUCACAAAGUCUUCUGCGCUCAAAUCUGGCCCGUGGACCAACAGGCCUACUACCGCUCCUACUUUUUGCUCGUAUUCGCCAUAGAGUUUGUCGGACCCGUGGUUGUCAUGGCGAUGUGUUAUACUCAAAUUUCCCGCGAGCUCUGGUUCAAGAAUGUGCCUGGUUUCCAGACGGAGCAGAUAAGAAAGCGACUGCGCUGUCGCCGCAAAACUGUGAUGGUCCUUAUUGGGAUAUUAAUGGCAUACAUCCUGUGCUGGGCUCCGUACUACGGCUUCACGAUCCUGCGGGACUUCCACCCGACGCUAAUCUCCCGUGAGAAGAACUCACUGGUGGUCUUCUACAUCAUCGAAUGCCUUGCAAUGAGCAACAGCAUGAUCAAUACCAUCUGCUUUGUCAGCGUCAAGAACAACACGGUCACGUAUCUGAAGAAGAUUGUGCUGGUGCGAUGGAGGUCAACUUACGCCCCCACUAGGACUGCGGAUGAACUCGAUUUAAGGACCUCGUCCUUGCCUGUCACAGAGGAAAUUGAAUGCAUUCAUCUGAGGUAAACACGGCCAUUAAAAUCUGGAUUGCUCAUGUGAAGAAUGGACUAGGAAUCAAUGAGGACGCUCAAUUACAUGUCACGGGUAUUAUUUACUGUAAUGCGAAAGCACACGAGGGGACAAAUGCAGCAUAGAUUUCAGACAAAACAAGGAACGGAAAAACAAAUUAAUUAGGAGCAAAUCGCACGAAAGCUUUGGCAUAUCUGUUGCUAAAAUUGCCUGACUUGAUGUGCUCUGAAAAACAGCAAAUCCUGUUUACAGCAAUGUUUGCAAAUAUGACGAACAAACAGGUCAGAACGUGGGAUGUUUAAUUAAGUUCUGGCAUACAUAGCAUGACAGAGUUUUUUUUUUGUUUUUUUAACAUGCAAAAUAUGUUGGUUUUCCUGCUUAUUUGGAGCACGCUACUGUAUCUUAUGUCUCUUUGCGGUUUAUGAAUUUGCGGCAGUAUUUUCUGAGCCAAGGAGCAAAUUUUACAGCGCCAAAAUAUACAGUAGAUUGAAUUUCUGAUCUCGUCUCAGUUAAAACCUCCAUUUACUUUCUCACUGUGAAAUCUGGCCCUGAUGAAUUAAUGAUCACAAAGUUAGUUGUGGGAAUGUCGUCAGGGCAGACAUAAAACUGAAUCCUGCUGGAUGCGAUCAAUGGCAAGAGCAUUUAAGCAUUCCGCUUGUCACUGUACAUCGCUGACAUAGAUAAACGAAGUGAACACAAGGUUAACGUAAUUUGUAGUAAAUAAUCAGGCACACCCUUGAUCUUUCAUUUUACACCAAUGAGCCGCAGUAGUUGGAAAUCAUUACAUUUUUAUGUAAAAAAAAA
Hippocampus comes (tiger tail seahorse) is the source of this 2926-nucleotide messenger RNA. RefSeq names its product prokineticin receptor 1b (gene prokr1b). The record is from RefSeq and is a predicted model, not a curated record. The transcript is spliced from 4 exons. The coding region runs from base 917 to 2119 and encodes 400 amino acids. Gene Ontology annotation, biological process: neuropeptide signaling pathway. Gene Ontology annotation, molecular function: neuropeptide receptor activity. NCBI's taxonomy places the organism in Eukaryota, Metazoa, Chordata, Actinopteri, Syngnathiformes, Syngnathidae. Gene Ontology annotation, cellular component: plasma membrane.